Messenger RNA from Cordyceps fumosorosea ARSEF 2679, 1080 nucleotides. RefSeq lists its product as hypothetical. The transcript has a single exon. The record is from RefSeq and is a predicted model, not a curated record. NCBI's taxonomy places the organism in Eukaryota, Fungi, Ascomycota, Sordariomycetes, Hypocreales, Cordycipitaceae. The coding region runs from base 1 to 1080 and encodes 359 amino acids.
AUGGCCGACUAUCCUGAACUUUCCUCGCGUUACAAGCGAGUACGGGCUUUGGAAGAUGUCGAUGAGCUCAAGGCAAUUUCCGAAGGUCACCCAGCUGCAGCACACAGGCGUGUGAGAUUUGUCAACUACUACACGUUAUCGCCAGGUCGAGCGAAGCCAUCACCAGUUGAUGGGGCGGCUGUCGCUGCAUCGCCAAACUUGAACAAUUCCGAAGCAUGUGCCAAUGAAACCGGUGAUAGCAAGGCAGAAAGCAACUCACAUUUCAGCGCUGAGACCACAGCAGCGCCGCAUGUGGAUCAGGAAGCGGCCCACGCGGUUUCCGAAGAAGAGGAUCUUUAUUCAGCGGACGAGCCGAGACCAAAGUCAGAUGCAAAAGUAGUGGCGGAAAAGCCGUGGAAGGAUAACAACGAACAAGAUGAUGAAAGCUCACAAGACGGAGACCACCGCAAGUCUAUUUUACACCUCGAUCCCGCCCCAAUACCCGAAGAAGAGCACGUGGACCCUGCAACACCUCCAGCGGCUGAUACGCCACCAGACGCGGAAGCUCGGACGGACUUGGACCUCGCGCCCAUCCCGCCUGAACCCGAAGAGCCCGUGUUUCCCGACCUGACCAGGUACACGGAUAAGGACGCUCGGAAGCAGGCGGAGAGGGAGGCGCGACGGGCGGCCAAGGCGUACCAGCAGGCCGUCAAGGACCGCAACAAGGCCAUCCGCGAACGGGAGAAGCUCCUCGAAAAGCGUCGUAAAAAGGCUACAAAGGAAGCACAGCAGCAGCAACAUCACGACGAAGCCGCCGCCACCGCCACCCAUGCGACCGCAGAGCCUGCUGCCCCAGCGGAAACCAGAGACGACACGCCGUCGCCGCCCAGGAAGCUGCGCAAGUUUUGCGCGCUUCCGUCCGGCGUGAGGCGCGACCCGACGUGGGUGGACGUGUACAUGGCGGACGUGGAUGAGGUCGGCGCGCACUGCGGGCUCUUCGCGCCGGGAGCGCACUACGACAGGCUCGUGGGCGACGUGGGCAGCCGCGUGGUGUCGUGGGUGCAGGAGGACAUGUCCACGAGAGCGGCCAUGAAGAUGUAA